Messenger RNA from Drosophila eugracilis, 1227 nucleotides. Its product is annotated as serum response factor homolog A. Bases 118 to 1047 code for a protein of 309 amino acids. Lineage: Eukaryota; Metazoa; Arthropoda; Insecta; Diptera; Drosophilidae. The transcript has a single exon. The record is from RefSeq and is a predicted model, not a curated record.
UCCAGCCAUCGGCAAGCAACAGAAAUCUAAACGAUUUUGGUCCACCCGAAAAGUUCUCUCCUCACCUAGAGUAGUUUCCAGUAAAACCAAAAUCGAAAAAAACCUAACAAUUUAAAGAUGAAGUUGUACGCCCCAGUGAUCCUGUUGGCCUGCUGCCUUCUAGUUGCACAGGCGGCUCCCGAGAAGAAGAUUGCCCAGAAGUCGCGUCAAGUGGAGCAGGAUGCCAAGGUGGGAGUGGCCAGUGCGGCUGGUUCCACUGCAGGAUCUGCCUCCAAGGAUCCCUCCAGCGGUCGGUUAUUCCUGAAGAAGUUCCUCACCUUCAAGAACCUAUUCAGCAGCAACAACCAGCCGGUGAUCCCGAUCAUUAUUACCGGCGCUGGUACUGGAACGUCCACUGGCACAUCUCCCACCUCACCCACGGUGACGGUAACCUCGACUGGCACUAUUCCCUCGGCCACUGGCACAAUCACCACCUCGCCCACGACUCCCUCAUCGCCCACAUCGACCUCGACUGGCCGUCAAACGAUUGUCAAGGGUGCCCGUUAUGGUAGCGACGAUGAAGCUGAGGAUCAGGAGCAGGAGAAGGACCAAGAGCAGGAGCAGGAUCAAGAGCUGGCCCAAGGUCAAAUGCCCGCUCAGGCCUAUCCCGCUGAACUGAUGGACGAACAGGCUCUGCAGGCCGCUUUAGCUGCUGGUGCCCAGGAAUACGAAGUGGUGACCACCGGACACGAGGUUCAGGGCACCGGCGGUGCAACCGGAGAAGGUGGCAAGGCCACUCAGAGCAACAACCACAUUAGCCUGAGACGCAAGGGUGCCCGUCGCGGCCAGGUGAUCAGUGUUCGCAUUCCUCCUAGGUACCGUCGCUACUUCAAGAACGGCCAGAAGGUGAUGCUCAAUACUGGCAGUCGUCCCGGCUCCAAGCGCCGUGUGGUACGCAAACGUGUGCCCGCCAAGAAGAUCAACAAGAACAACCGAAGGCGUAAUGGCAACAAGAAGAACCGUCGCAACCGCAAUAAGAACCGUCGCAAUCGCAUUACCGCCGUCUAGAGAUUCAGAAUUUGAACACGAAACCGAAAUCGGAAUGGGAAUCGGAAUGAGGAUCUCAUUGAUCCCCAAAUCCCCGUCCUCCGGCAAGAGCAUUUUUUUUUCUAAUUUAUUGUAGCCUAACUUGCAACUGCCACACUUCCUGUGACAGGAUUUAACAUAAAUAAAGCCCUUUCAAAAGUA